Molecule: messenger RNA, 837 nt
Organism: Phycomyces blakesleeanus NRRL 1555(-)
Lineage: Eukaryota; Fungi; Mucoromycota; Mucoromycetes; Mucorales; Phycomycetaceae
Exons: 4
Coding region: 1-837 (278 amino acids)
Source: RefSeq, a predicted model, not a curated record
AUGGUUAAUUUUGAGAUUUCCCAACCCAUUUCUGUCUCUGAGCAAACCAAUGUUGUAUCAAGCAUUGUACCUAGAUACACCUCUAAAGAAAACACAGCCACAAUUGAUAACCAAACUGUGGAUGCCUUCAAUAAUGGUGACAAUGAUAAUGAUCAGCCCAUGUAUAAUGCCGAUCUUGAUCAUGCCAUGGAUGACAUUCACGUUGAAACCUCUCCUCUGAUAUUUGAUUUCAGUCAACCCACUCCCAUUCCUAACAAUGACGAUGCAAAAAUCUUGAAGACAUCUAAUGACAUAACAUACAGAGCAUGCUCUUCAUACCUUGGAGAUAAACUUCUUGAGAGAUUUUCUUCUGUAAAAGGAGAUAAGUAUGACAUCUGCCAUAAUGAUUGUAAGCUUUACAAUGACAGUCAUGAGACAGUAUGUCCUAAUUGUGGUGAGUCACAUUAUAAAAACGAUGCCAAAGACAAAGACGGAUUGCCAAUCCCUGUCAAAACAAUGAUUCAGAUCCCUUUGGCUAGACAGCUUGCUCUCUGUUUGGCUGAUGACACUACAAGAAACGAGAUGAUGUAUUGUCAUAACCAUCAGUCCAGUCAAAACGGAAGCAAAUCUGAUGUCUUUGAUGGCCAAGCUUAUGAAUCGAUCAAGCAUCCUUUUUCUGAUGAGAAUGAUAUCGCCAUUUCAUUGUCAGUUGAUGACUUUGCUCCACACAAGGUUCCUGGUACGGUGACCAUUUUACAUGCCACCAUGCUCAACCUUCCUCCAAUGGUCCAUUACAAGUGCAAGCAAAUGAUCCAGAUCGCAAUGAUCCCUGCUGCAACUGUACCUGCCGACUUCUGA